Molecule: messenger RNA, 174 nt
Organism: Rhizophagus irregularis DAOM 181602=DAOM 197198
Lineage: Eukaryota; Fungi; Glomeromycota; Glomeromycetes; Glomerales; Glomeraceae
Source: RefSeq, a predicted model, not a curated record
AUGGAUGAAUUCUAUGAAUCUACAAGCAUGUAUAAUUUAUUAAUUUUAUUCGUUACUUCUUUUUUUAAAAGAUGUGGUCCUGGCACUUGGUUAUUAGAAUUAUCAAAUACAUAUACAAGUUCUCAAUUUAUCGGACUUGAUAUGAAGCCAAUAUAUCCACAGGAGACCAAGUAA